Messenger RNA from Cynoglossus semilaevis (tongue sole), 2755 nucleotides. RefSeq names its product fibroblast growth factor receptor 1-A-like. The coding region runs from base 287 to 2755 and encodes 822 amino acids. Gene Ontology annotation, molecular function: fibroblast growth factor receptor activity; ATP binding; fibroblast growth factor binding. The transcript is spliced from 16 exons. NCBI's taxonomy places the organism in Eukaryota, Metazoa, Chordata, Actinopteri, Pleuronectiformes, Cynoglossidae. Gene Ontology annotation, cellular component: plasma membrane; signaling receptor complex. Gene Ontology annotation, biological process: protein phosphorylation; multicellular organism development; fibroblast growth factor receptor signaling pathway. The record is from RefSeq and is a predicted model, not a curated record.
CGGAGGUUCGGUGUUGCGAUAAUAUUUAAACUAAAUCCACUGUCGGUCAAAAAAAAGUUUUCCGAACUAAAUCGAAGUAACCGACGCAGUACUGAAAGUGCGUGUCUGUGAACUCCUCAGGAAACGUUAGCGUCGUUCCUUGUUGAACUUUUGAACUGGACGUGACAGUCACAGCCUAAAAAGAGGAAAUUGCGCAAUAGCCUAGCUACGCCCAAGGAUUUGCAAUAACCGCUAACCUUCCGGACUUUACUAUAAAAAAAGGAGAAGUUCCGAGUUCCGUUGUCAGAUGCAGGAGAACGACGUCGGUGGCGACAUGAAGGUGACGGCGGUGAAUGAGCCCCUGUCGAUGCCCCCCAGGUCUGAAUGGAGUGCCUGUGUCGGGGCGGCGGCGACUAGCAGCGCCCUCUGCAGGAUGCUGAUGAGGCGGCGCGUGCUUCUGGCUCUGGCUCUGUUCGCCCAACUUCUACAGACCCAGUGUCGACCGGCCCACACCGACGAAGUGUUCCUGGAAACACCGGCCGAGGUCUUCACCCUCUACCCGGGGGACAACCUGGACCUGAGUUGCUCGGACCAGCAGCAGCAGCAGCUCCACGCCGUCAACUGGACCAAAGACCGCGAGACGCUGGAGGACGGGGACCACACGCACCUGCGCAACGGCAACCUGGAGAUCAAGAGCGUGGAGCCGACGGACGCCGGCCUCUACGCCUGCACCGCCCUGGGCAACCACAGCCUGAGCUUCCUCGUCACCGUGGACGCCUCGGCCUCGUCGGAGGACGAAGACGAAGAUGAUGAGUCCUCGUCGGAGGAAACCAAGCAGCCCAGUAGUCAGAAGCUGCUGCCCAUGUCCCCCCAGUGGGCUCACCCGGAGAAAAUGGAGAAGAAGCUCCACGCCGUCCCCGCCAGUAAGACGGUCAAGUUCCGAUGUCAGGCCAGCGGGAACCCGACGCCGACCCUGAAGUGGUUCAAGAACGGCAAGGAGUUCAAGAAAGACCAUCGCAUCGGAGGGUUCAAGGUCCGGGACCAUGUGUGGACCAUCAUCAUGGAGUCCGUGGUUCCCUCCGACAAGGGCAACUACACCUGUGUGGUGGAGAACCAGCACGGGAGCCUGAACCACACCUACCAGCUGGACGUAGUGGAACGUUCUCCUCACAGACCGAUCCUGCAGGCGGGGCUGGCGGCCCAAACCGCUGGCCUUAACACCACCGACAAGGAAAUGGAAGUCCUCCAACUGAGGAACGUGUCUUUCGAAGACUCGGGGGAGUAUACCUGCUUGGCAGGGAAUUCUAUCGGGUUCUCGCAUCACUCUGCAUGGUUGAUCGUGUACGAAGGUACCAGUAGUUCUGUCACUUCCUGUCUAUCGUCCGACCUCCCCGACCUCGACUUCCGACCUCGCAUUAUCGCAAUAAAAGGCUCUUGGACUUUUAUUUCGGAAAAAAAACUGUCUCACAUGUCCUCUUGUUCUGUCCCCCCCCUCCUCUGCAGACUGGUCCUGGGGAAGCCUCUGGGCGAGGGCUGCUUCGGUCAGGUGGUCAUGGGGGAGGUCCUGGGUCUGGACAAGGAGAAACCCAACCGUGUGACCAAGGUCGCCGUGAAGAUGUUGAAAUCGGACGCCACGGAGAAAGACCUGUCGGACCUGAUCUCGGAGAUGGAGAUGAUGAAGAUCAUCGGGAAACACAAGAACAUCAUCAACCUGCUGGGAGCCUGCACGCAGGACGGUCCUCUGUACGUGAUCGUGGAGUACGCGUCCAAGGGGAACCUGAGGGAGUACCUGAGGGCCCGCAGGCCCCCGGGGAUGGAGUACUGCUACAACCCCGACCAGGUCCCCGUGGAGAACAUGUCCACCAAGGACCUGGUGUCCUGUGCGUACCAGGUGGCCCGGGGCAUGGAGUACUUGGCGUCCAAGAAGUGCAUCCACAGGGACCUCGCCGCCCGCAACGUCCUGGUGACGGACGACAACGUGAUGAAGAUCGCCGACUUCGGCCUGGCCCGAGACAUUCACCACAUCGACUACUACAAGAAGACGACCAACGGCCGUCUGCCGGUCAAGUGGAUGGCUCCGGAGGCGCUGUUCGACCGGAUAUACACCCACCAGAGUGACGUGUGGUCCUUUGGCGUCCUCCUGUGGGAGAUCUUCACCCUGGGGGGGUCUCCUUACCCCGGGGUUCCUGUGGAGGAGCUGUUCAAGCUGCUGAAGGACGGUCACCGCAUGGACCAGCCGUCCACGUGCACGCACGAGCUGUACACGCUGAUGAGGGACUGCUGGCACGCCGUGCCGUCCCAGCGCCCCACCUUCAAACAGCUGGUGGAGGACCUGGACCGCUGCCUGGCCCUGACCUCCAACCAGGAAUACCUGCAGCUCUCCGUGCCCCUGGACCAGUACUCCCCCAGCUACCCCGACACCCGCGGCUCCACCUGCUCCUCCGGCGAGGACUCGGGCUUCUCGCACGACGCCGGCGCCCGGGAGCCGGGCCGUACUCGGAUCCAGACUCUGUUCCGGAAUUGGUUCCAGACUCUGUUCCAGAAUCGGUUCCAGACUUGGUUCCAGAACCGGUUCCAGAAUCGGUUCCGGAAUCGGUUCCAGACUCGGUUCCGGAAUUGGUUCCAGACUCUGUUCCAGAAUCGGUUCCAGACUCGGUUCCGGAAUUGGUUCCAGACUCUGUUCCAGAAUCGGUUCCAGAAUCGGUUCCAGAUUCAGUUCUGGAAUCGGUUCCAGAAUCAGUUUCAGACUCGGUUCCGGACUCGGUUCCAGACUUAG